Gigantopelta aegis is the source of this 1305-nucleotide messenger RNA. Its product is annotated as organic cation transporter protein-like. Lineage: Eukaryota; Metazoa; Mollusca; Gastropoda; Neomphalida; Peltospiridae. The coding region runs from base 1 to 1305 and encodes 434 amino acids. The record is from RefSeq and is a predicted model, not a curated record. The transcript is spliced from 9 exons.
AUGAUCGCUUCCUUUGGAGCUUUGUUAGAGUACCGAGUCGCGUACACCGGGUUACGCGCGACCGUGACCUUGGUGUAUGGCGACUCGGGGGACACAGUCGAUCCCAAGACUCUUCGUGGAGGCCACCUCAACGCAGAUUGGAGACCCGUGGAGGACGGCAGCGAGUACGAGCUACACAACAAGCUGUUUGGCAAUCAACACACCGUAGUGACGCACAAGAGGCAGCAGACCUUCAGACAGGCCAUACUUUACCCAAAGUUGGACAACCGGAACCUGCACAGGAUGAUUCAGGUGGUGUGCGGCCCCGCCGACGGAACUGUAGACGUGCUCUCAUCAAUCGCCAACAUCUUCUGCCGAACCUCUGGGAGUCUACAAGCUCGCCAACAUAGUCAACCUUACCUAGGACAGAUGGCAGAACAGAUGCAGCACAACCACGCGGCGGUGCCAUUCAUUAAGCAAGUAGACGCAUUCAAGGCAACAGAAUGUGCCAUGAAGUUUGAUGACAUUCUUCGACAUAUUGGCGAGUUUGGGCCGUACCAAAGGCGAAUUUGCCUGUUCGUGCUGAUUCCUCUGGUGACACUGGGAAUCGACUCCAUGAGCGUUAUCUUCGCUCUCGCAACACCCGAAUACAGGUGUUCGAUACCAAACUUGCCGAACGAUACAUUCAGAAGUCAGGAACAAUGGCACAACAAUCUAGUGAAUAUGUCCAUGCCUAUUGAGGACGGAAAGCCAUCCAUGUGUCACAAGUUCACCAAUGACAGUGGCGACGAGUCUGGGCGUAACAGGUCAAUAUCGAAAUGCACCUCCUGGGUUUUCGAUCACAGUGUGUACGAAGUGGCCGGUGGAGAAGAGUUUUCGUUGGUAUGUGAUCGAAUAUAUCUUCGUUCUCUGAGUAAUUCUAUCAGCUACAGUGGAACUUUAAUGGUAUUUUUGUUUGGAGUGAUCUCCGAUAUGAUAGGUCGUCGGCGCUGUUUCUUUAUAGUUGUUUUGUUGUGCGCAUGCACGGGUUUCGGCAAGGCGUUUUGCAGCUUUGUUGAGUGUUACACAGCUCUUCGGUUCGUGAACUCGGCAUCACGGUCUGGACUCUAUAUGACUGGGUUUGUCAUCUGUAUGGAGCUUGCUGGACCGUCAAAACGAAUUAUUGUCGGCAUGGCAGGAUACUUUGCUUGGGCUAUUGGCUUGCUGAUCCUCGGAGGUCUGGCUUAUGUCCUGAGGAACUGGCAUUACAUACAGCUGUGCCCAGCCAUUGUGAACGUUCUUUACCUCGGAAUGUGGUGCCCGGGUACUCUACCGUUCGAGAGCUAG